Messenger RNA from Microbotryum saponariae, 960 nucleotides. NCBI's taxonomy places the organism in Eukaryota, Fungi, Basidiomycota, Microbotryomycetes, Microbotryales, Microbotryaceae. The record is from the annotation of a GenBank genome assembly.
AUGACGGUCGACGCGCUCGGCGUUAGCUCGCCCGAUGCAGAGCAUCACCACUCGAUGUCCGGAGAAGGGACGCGCCCCACGUAUGCAAUCGAACAGACGUUGGAACAGCUGCUGCAGAGUCUGUUGGAGAUGGGCAUCUGUAUGUGCUCCUCGUGCUCCUCCCACGAAGCUGGGAUGCUCUGGUCUUGCCAUGAUAGCUGAUCUGGUGUGACGACGGGCACAGGUGCGAGUGAUGUACAGGAUUCGGCUCUGUCGUCGACCCCGGGUGGGGUGGCCAGCGGAUAUCCUGGUGGGUUAAUGGGUCGCAAGGUGUGAGUCUCCUCGCGCACAUCACAGUGUCUCAACUCUUGGAUGUAUGACUACUACCGUAACUUACACAUUGAAUGGUCCCCGUUCAGCUCUCAAACGAUGGAACAGCUCGCCAAGCUGUAUUCCUACACCGGCACCGUCCAGGACGUCAUGAUCCCACUCGAGGUCGUAAAGUCAGUCUUGACUAAUAAGCUUCGUAGGCUUUCGAGCUGGUGUCGAGCACAUGGGAACGACACUGAAGCGGAACGUGGAACGUGGAAUGUGAUGCUCCAACAGCUUCGUCGAUCAAGGCAAGAACCCACACAUGUACACGCGCGAGUUCAUCGAGCGCGUCGCCGGCGAGAACAUGUACACCAACGGCAUGCUCUCUGCCGUUUUGGUAAGUCCAUUCACACUUCGUUUCAGAGACACCGCGCUGAUGAGUCACCUUGUUGAUCGUGUCCGCAGGACUAUCGAGACAUUCUCACCAGCUCGCUCGGCGAUGCCUUUCCGGAGCUGGUCAACCACAUCCGCGCGAAUCCGCACCCGGCGGGUAGAAGUGCAAGCGAGGAGGGGCCACAGGUCAAGCAAGAAAACGGCACCCACGCCAUGGACAGAGUCGAUGCUCAGCUAGGCUCGAACCGCGAGACGGGGGUCAAGAUGGAGCCAUGA